UUUUUUACACAUGCAGUGAGAAUUUCACAAUUGAGGAGCACUGCCAAUGUCCAAAGAGCAGCCGAAGCAGCCGAAGACGUUCUCGGGCAUUCCAAGAAUUCUGAAUGCUGGACUAGCUGGCAUCGUUGGAGUUACGUGUGUGUUCCCACUUGAUCUUGUCAAAACUCGUUUACAAAAUCAAAGAAUUGGGCCCAAUGGGGAAUUAGAGUAUAGCGGCAUCCGUGACUGCGCCAGAAAGACAUGGACCGCUGGUGGCGCAUCAAAAUUUGCAAAGAUCAGAGGUCUUUAUUCCGGAUCUGCUGUUAAUAUUGUGCUCAUCACACCAGAAAAAGCUAUUAAACUUGUUGCAAAUGACUUUUUCCGUUAUCAUCUUGCCGUUCCUGGGCAGAAAAAACUAUCAACUACUCGUGGAGCCCUAGCUGGAGCAGGCGCUGGCGCACUUCAAAUCGUCAUCACUACACCUAUGGAACUUUUGAAAAUUCAACUGCAGGAUCAAGGAAGGACAGGAGUACAAGGUGAGAAGAAAAUGACAGCACUUGGAAUUUCUGCCCGACUUUUGCGCGAACAUGGUAUCGCUGGCUUGUAUAAGGGUCUUGGACCGACCUUUUGUCGUGAUGUCACGUUUUCUGCAAUUUAUUUUCCGCUUUUCGCUUUCUUCGACUCGCUUGGUCCAAGAAAAAAGGAUGGUAGUGGUGAUGCCGUUUUUUGGACCUCAUUCUGCGCAGGAAUGACCGCCGGUGCUAUUGCAUCAUUUUCAGUAACACCACUUGAUGUGGCAAAGACUCGCAUCCAAACGAUUAGAAAAAAGGCUCAUGAACUAGUUUACAAAAAUGUGGCACAGGCAUUGUACAGCAUUCUACGUACCGAAGGUGUACAAGCACUAUUCAAAGGAGCAGCUUGUCGUGUCAUGGCUAUAGCACCCUUGUUUGCCAUUGCUCAAACAGUUUAUUACAUUGGAGUGGCCGAGAAAAUUCUUGGUGUGAAGAAAGCCACACAUGUCUGAUAAUCAAUUAGAUUUCCAAUACUCGAAUCAAACGAACUGUACAACAAUCAACGAGAACCUCUUUACUGAC
Cylicocyclus nassatus is the source of this 1073-nucleotide messenger RNA. Lineage: Eukaryota; Metazoa; Nematoda; Chromadorea; Rhabditida; Strongylidae. The record is from the annotation of a GenBank genome assembly.